UAAGAGUGGCUCCCCUUACGCCAGCCCAGUGUGUUUCAGCAAGCCGGCAACAAUUAGAUGCGGACAGGCUACUAUUUUAACCGUGCGAUACUUCAGCCAGCCGUGUCGCGGCCUUGUGUUAGAUGCGGCAGGGAGCAGCCCGACAGGCUGUGACGGACGUGUGUAGCCCGAUGGUUGCGUGUUGAGGAUGCUGGUUCUAACAACAAUGACUAGUGGAUACUCAGCUCAGUGUGUCGUGCGAAGAUUUCACGUGUGUGUAGCGCUAGUUCUUUCACGCUGUGCUACCUACUUGGAUGUACGAUGCAUGUGAAGGCUGACUACGUCCCUCUAUACCUCAUUGGUGACCAUCACUGAUCCAGAAUGAGGCUGGCUUUUCAACAGAGGCUAACGCGUUUUCUAGGGACCCGAGGUGAAGCAGCGCUGGGCGUAAGUCAGCUGUUCAGGAGCAAGGCAAGGGUGCUCACUCUGCUUCUAGUGCUGCUUCUGUUCACCUAUGCAGGUUUUCAACUCCUGUACAUGCCAGUAGACAUGAACAUAUGCCAGAAAACGCCCAGAUUAAAAGAGACGAGUCAGGCAGAAGAAGACAACAUCACCAUUGUUACAAUGUAUCUCAACAUCGGCACCUACAAGAAAACCUCCUUUUUAUUCUUCUCCAAAGAGUGGUUUGGCACCAGCCACUACAGGGACUGGCUCUUUUCCUGGGGCAAACUCAACAACAGAGUCAUAGCAUUUUUUGAUGACGAGGAGUUUAUUCAUCAGUUUAGGUUGAGGCGAGCCCAUCUACCAGAAGACUACACCAAAAUUGUCAAGAUCAACCGUCAAGAUCUGUCAGCCUUCAAGUAUCAGGAGCGGGUGAGAGAGAUCACUGCCCAGCCCAGCUUCACCGUCUCCUACCCACCUGAGUACACCUGCACUAUGGACGCCAAGUAUGAUGCUCUACAGAUGGCGCUUGAGAUGGAGGACAUCAAGACAAACUAUUUGGCCUGGAUGGACAUUGGUCUCUUUAGAAAGAUCCAGUUGGAAGACCCGCCAUUCUUGUUGAAAGUUCCAGCAGAUUUCAACUCCUCCAAAGUUGGUUUUUCUCAAGUCUCGCCCUACAAGUCCAUCUCAGACCUGACUCCAGAGGAGAUUUAUCAGCGCAAUCUGGUCUGGGUGGCGGGUGGAUUUGUUCUAGGGACAAAGAAGGUACUGUCUGAGUUUAUCAGCGCCUACAAGACGACCGUCCAGACACUACUGGGGCGGGGCCUGGCCGACACUGACCAGCAGGUCGUCGCCUCCAUGUACUCCUCCAAACUGGCCUGGCAGCAGAAGGUCCAGAUCAUGACCUACGCCUGUCCCAGGGGCUCCUUCAACUUGUUUGGCUACGCCUACCUGUACUUCUGCCUGCCUUACAUCUGUAGGGCCACCAGCCAGUGUCGGUCUCAGCAGCUCCACACUUUCAAGUACCUGCCCACACCCUGACACCACCCACACCCUGACACCACCCACACCCUGACACCACCCACACAUUGACACCACCCACACC
This is a messenger RNA of Physella acuta, 1525 nucleotides long. RefSeq lists its product as uncharacterized. NCBI's taxonomy places the organism in Eukaryota, Metazoa, Mollusca, Gastropoda, Physidae. The record is from RefSeq and is a predicted model, not a curated record.